AUUUAUAUAUAUCUCUCACAUGGAUGGGACAACAGAAACAGCCUCAUACCGUAGAACACCAACAACAUAGCAGAUUGAAUAAGAUGUAUCUGAAUUUCUCUCUUCUCUUUCUUUUUCCUCUAUUCGUCUUCUGUUGCCUCCCUGAAAUCAUAGCUCACAAAGAUGGAGAAGACCCAACAACCAAAACUAUGGAGGAUUUCUCUGGGUACCCAAUUCACGAAACCCACUCCCAAAAUCCACUAUCUUCACUAUCAGUGGAUACCCAAAGUUUGCAGAAACAGAUUGAUGAGCUGUCAACAUUCUCGGAUACACCUGCUCCAUCAGUGACAAGGAUCCUGUACAGUGAGAAGGAUGUAUUGGCGAGGAGGUAUAUCAAAAACAUAAUGGGACUUGCUGGUCUCUCUGUUAGAGAGGAUGUUGUUGGUAAUAUAUUUGGUCGGUGGGAGGGCUAUGAACCAGAGCUAGCUGCAGUUGCAACAGGUUCUCAUAUUGAUGCAAUUCCUUAUUCUGGGAAGUAUGAUGGAGUUGUUGGUGUUUUGGGUGCAAUAGAAGCCAUCAAUGUAUUGAAAAGGUUUGGAUUUAAGCCUAAAAGAUCAUUGGAAGUGAUCAUGUUCACCUCAGAGGAGCCUACACGUUUUGGGAUCAGCUGCUUGGGAAGCCGCUUGAUGGCAGGAAAUGAGGAACUUGAAAAGGUUCUCAAGCAAACAGUUGAUAAUCAAAAUACAUCCUUUCUUGAUGCUGCAAUGUCUGCUGGUUAUGCAAAAGGUGGAGAGGACUUGUCCAGUGUUUUUGUUAAGAAAGGAAGUUACUCUGCUUUUGUGGAGUUGCAUAUAGAGCAAGGUCCUAUUCUCGAGGAAGAAGGUAUUUCAAUCGGUGUUGUGACUGCAAUUGCUGCUCCAGCAAGCAUCAAGGUGGAUUUUGAAGGCAAUGGAGGCCAUGCAGGGGCUGUUUUGAUGCCAAAUAGGCAUGAUGCGGGACUGGCUGCUGCAGAGUUGGCACUAGCUGUGGAGAAACAUGUGCUAGAAUCUGGAUCGAUUGAUACUGUUGGUACAGUUGGCAUUCUGGAGCUGCAUCCCGGGGCAGUCAACAGCAUACCUAGCAAGUCGCACCUGGAAAUAGAUACACGAGACAUUGAUGAAAAUCGAAGAAACAAUGUGAUUGAGAAAAUCCAUCAAUCUGCUUUAUCUAUAGCCAAAAAGCGUGGCGUCAAGCUUUCAGACUUUAAAAUUGUUAAUCAGGAUCCACCAGCCCUUUCGGAUGAAUCAAUAAUUGAGGCGAUGGAAGCUGCAUCAAAGGAGCUAAACUUGUCUCAUAAGUUGAUGAUAAGCAGAGCUUACCAUGAUUCCCUAUUCAUGGCCAGAAUAACGCCAAUGGGAAUGAUCUUCAUUCCAUGUUACAAAGGAUACAGCCAUAAGCCGGAAGAAUUUUCCUCCAUUGAGGAUAUAGCAAACGGAGUCCAGGUUUUAGCCCUAACCCUUGCCAAGUUAUCCCUGUACUGAUUACGCCUCAACCAUUACAACUUUGUCAAGCUCUGUUUCUUUCAGUUUUAGAGGGUUUGUGUGGGUUCUGCAUUCGAUUCUACCUGUUGAAUGAUACAACAUGUAUGAGAAUUAGCAGUAGAGGAUAAUAUGUUUUCAACUUCUUGUGUUUGAUGACAUCAAACUCAUUUGUAUAGCAGUCAACUGUUGUACUUUCACAGUUAUGAUAAACAUGGACUUGGGUUCACCAUCAUUCAAGCACACAA
Molecule: messenger RNA, 1744 nt
Organism: Camellia sinensis
Lineage: Eukaryota; Viridiplantae; Streptophyta; Magnoliopsida; Ericales; Theaceae
Gene: UAH
Product: ureidoglycolate amidohydrolase
Molecular function (GO): hydrolase activity, acting on carbon-nitrogen (but not peptide) bonds, in linear amidines
Source: RefSeq, a predicted model, not a curated record